CGCGAGGGUGUGUGGUGGUCGGUGAGCGUGGCGUGUGCGGCCCUCCUUCAGCCGCUCCAGCUUCCCUCCUCGUAGGACAUGGCGAAGAGCCUGAGGAGCAAAUGGAGAAGGAAGAUGCGGGCGGAGAAGAGGAAGAAGAACGCGCCCAAGGAGCUGGAGAGGCUGAAGAAGAUCUUGGGAACCAAUGCGGAUGUCAUAAUGGAGGAGGUCAAGGAGGUGGCGACCGUGCUGCCCCCCAAGAAAGUUCUGGAGCAGAGAGAUGACUGCAAAAUGGAGCUGGAUAAUAAACGAAACAAAAAAACUCUUCUAGACCAGCAUGGACAGUACCCAAUAUGGAUGAAUUCCAGGCAAAGAAAGAAGCUUAAGGCUCAGCGCGCUAAAGGGAAAAAAAAAUCAAAAUUGGCCAAAGGCCUCAUCUGGUAAAAUCAGUUUUGUAAGCUCAUGAAUAUUUUGUUUAACAAAAUAAAUUUCUCACAUAAAUUAAUGCGAUUUUGUGCUUGGUCACUGAGUAUAAUCUAUUGUGUUGAACGAAUUUUUGAAGAAACUGUUUGGGCAGCAAAUGAUGGAAGAAAUAGCAGCUUGGUGUCUGCCAAACUUAAAAAGCAAACUGAGUGCCUUUGAAUAGACUAAUUGGCCUGUGGUUAUCUGUUUUCUUGGGGGGUGAGGGACUUCAUCUCUUAUACUGUGAACACUGAAAACAGUAAAGGAAAUCCUAAAAGUAAUUAAACCAAAUGUUUUUGUACUGUGGUCUUUGUCAGUGUAAUUUGUCUUUUAGUAAAUAUAACCAAAGGAUUCUGUAAA
Molecule: messenger RNA, 801 nt
Organism: Sturnus vulgaris (Common starling)
Lineage: Eukaryota; Metazoa; Chordata; Aves; Passeriformes; Sturnidae
Gene: LLPH
Product: LLP homolog, long-term synaptic facilitation factor
Biological process (GO): dendrite extension
Cellular component (GO): nucleolus
Molecular function (GO): RNA binding
Source: RefSeq, a predicted model, not a curated record